AAAAAAUUGUCCAGAAAUUGAAAUUUUCUCAGUCUCACUGUAAACACGAGCAGCACAGAAACAGUGUUUCCUUAGAAACCCCAAAGUAGACUUUUUGUGGCACUGGAGCUCUGUAACUUCCAAACUCAUUGAGAAAGAGAGGAAAAAAAAAAAAAAAAAAAUAAAAGAUCACCCUUUUUGCUCCAGAUAAAGCUCUACACCAGUAAAAAUCUUAUCUUUCUCUGUUUCUUAAUCGGAUUGAUGUCUUUGGAGAGGUGGAUAAACAUGUUUAGAUCCUAAAUGUUCUUUUCUGAUUAUUAUUGCAUAGUUUAUUUCCAGAAAUCAAGAUGAAAAUUGAAGUUCUUGUUUUGCCGAGUUUGUUGGGUGUUUAGGUUGGGAAUCUUUUGAUUGCUGAGAAAAAAAAGAUAAUAAAUAAAAAGAAAUAAGGGGUUUGAAAAUGGAAGGGUUUGAUAAAAGUAGGGUUUUGGAUGUUAAACCUCUGAGAUGUUUGAAGCCAGUAUUCCCAAAUGCCUCUCAAGGACCACCCUCAGCUCCCCACGGUUUUGCUCCCUUUUACCCUUUUAGUGCACCACAGGGCUCUAGAAACCCACCUGAUCUCAAUGAAGAAAAUCCUCCACCGCCUAUGCAUCCUACUUUUGGUCCCAUACCAGCUCCCAUUCGGUCGUAUAGGAACCCAAAUCACUUUCCAGAGGGGUUGAAUGGUGAUGUAGACUCAACAAUGGAUACAAAUGGGGAUGCUGGUUUCCUGUUUGCCCGGCGACCUUCGAAUGCGAAGGGAUCUGUUGGGAAUGAUAAUGGGUCUUCACAAGGUUCUGGUUCCUCUCGAAGGAAGCCAAAGAAGAAGCGUGAAGACUCCGAGUCUGGAACACUCAUUGACUUGAGUAAAGGGGGGGCUAGCUCUGAAUUUCCUGUUUGUAUCAGUCCAUUUAAUCGAGAAGAUGGUAAUAGGGAAAUGGUUAAUUAUGUGAUGCUGACAUUUGAUGCCGUUCGUAGACGGCUCAGCCAAAUUGAAGAUACCAAGCAAUCUACCAAUGCGGUUAUCAAGCGUCCAGAUUUGAAAGCUGGCAAUAUUUUGAUGACCAAAAAGGUUCGAACAAACAUGAAUAAGAGAAUUGGAGCUGUGCCUGGAGUUGAGAUUGGUGACAUUUUCUUCUUCCGAAUGGAGAUGUGUGUGGUGGGAUUACAUGCUCCAUCGAUGGCUGGAAUAGACUACAUGAGUCUCAAAGGAGAUUUGCAAGAAGACCCUGUGGCUUUGAGCAUUGUUUCAUCAGGAGGGUAUGAUGAUGAUGUAGAGGAUAGUGAUGUCUUGAUUUAUAGUGGUCAUGGUGGAAUGAGCAGCGGUAAAGAGAAACAGGCGGCUGAUCAGAAGCUUGAAAGGGGUAAUCUUGCUUUGGAAACUAGCUUGCAUCGUGCCAAUGAAGUUAGAGUAAUUCGGGGUAUGAAGGAUUUUAAUAGUGCAACAACAAAGAUCUAUAUCUAUGAUGGCCUAUACAAAGUCAAAGAAUCAUGGGUAGAGAAGGGGAAAUCGGGUUGCAACAUGUUCAAGUACAAAUUGGAAAGAAUUCCUGGGCAGCCUGGUGCCUUUACAGUUUGGAGGUCAAUUCAAAAAUGGAAGGAAGGUCUCUCAUCGAGACAUGGAGUUGUUCUGCAGGACAUAACUUCAGGGUCUGAAAGUAUACCUGUUUCGCUUGUAAAUGAUGUCGACAAUGAGAAGGGGCCUGCAUAUUUUACAUAUUUCCCUACUAUCAAGUAUCCUGUAUCAUUCAAUUUAGUACACACUUCCUAUGGCUGCAAUUGCAAUAGUGCAUGCGUCCCGAACGAUCUGAGUUGCUCAUGCAUUCAGAACAGUGGAGGUGAUUUUCCAUUUACUGCCAAUGGGAUUCUAGUGAGUCGGAAGCCAUUGAUACAUGAAUGUGGUCCUUCAUGUCGAUGCUUUCCAAACUGCAAAAAUCGAGUUUCGCAGAGUGGUGUAAAGAUCCACUUAGAAGUGUUUAAAACAAAGGAUAGGGGCUGGGGCUUGCGGUCAUUGGAUCCUCUCCGUGCUGGUAGUUUUAUUUGUGAGUAUGCCGGUGAAGUAAUAGACAAAUUUAAGCUGAUGCAAAAUAGGGAGGAAAUUGAAAAUGAUGAAUAUGUUUUUGAUACAUCCCGUGUUUGUGAUUCAUUCAAGUGGAAUUACGAACCUGCUUUACUGGGAGAGGAGAGUUCUAAUGAUGCAAAUGAGGAUUACAUAAUUCCAUCUCGGCUGGUUAUUAGUUCCAAGAAUGUUGGAAAUGUUGCGAGGUUCAUAAAUCAUAGUUGCUCACCAAAUAUUUUCUGGCAACCUAUUCUGUACGAGCACAACAACCAGUCCUCUAUCCAUAUUGCGUUUUUUGCAAUCAGGCACAUCCCUCCUAUGACAGAGUUGACUUAUGAUUAUGGUGUUUCCUCCUCUAGCGAAGCUGACAAUAGCAAUCCAUUUCGUUGGAAAAAGAAAUGUCUUUGUGGAUCUUCAAAAUGCCGGGGUCAUUUGACCUGAUCCUCGAGGUACUUGUACAAUCAAAUAAGCAUGGUGCAAUUGAACAUGAUCAUGACAUAACAUGCUUAUUCGCUUAUGUAGGCUUGUAAAGCAAAAUUUGAAAGUUCUAUUUUUGCCUUCUAAUCUUUCUAUUUAAUGUAUCUGCAUAUCUUGCGUACGGAAAAAUCAUCUCUGUUUGAUA
Messenger RNA from Ziziphus jujuba (common jujube), 2696 nucleotides. RefSeq names its product histone-lysine N-methyltransferase, H3 lysine-9 specific SUVH1. Gene Ontology annotation, cellular component: nucleus. The coding region runs from base 437 to 2515 and encodes 692 amino acids. The transcript has 2 exons. Lineage: Eukaryota; Viridiplantae; Streptophyta; Magnoliopsida; Rosales; Rhamnaceae. The record is from RefSeq and is a predicted model, not a curated record. Gene Ontology annotation, molecular function: zinc ion binding; protein binding; histone methyltransferase activity.